Messenger RNA from Chinchilla lanigera (long-tailed chinchilla), 15375 nucleotides. RefSeq names its product low density lipoprotein receptor-related protein 1B (gene Lrp1b). Gene Ontology annotation, molecular function: protein binding; calcium ion binding. The transcript is spliced from 91 exons. The record is from RefSeq and is a predicted model, not a curated record. The coding region runs from base 1 to 13767 and encodes 4588 amino acids. Lineage: Eukaryota; Metazoa; Chordata; Mammalia; Rodentia; Chinchillidae.
AUGUACGUAGAUACGUCAUUCAUAUUUUAUUUUGAAACAUUUUCAUUUUCAGAUCAGCAGUUGUGUGAUCCUGGUGAAUUUCUUUGCCACGAUCAUGUGACUUGUGUCUCUCAGAGCUGGCUGUGCGAUGGGGACCCUGACUGCCCUGAUGAUUCGGACGAAUCUUUAGACACCUGUCCUGAGGAGGUGGAAAUCAAGUGUUCCUUGAAUCAUAUUGCUUGUCUUGGUACCAACGAAUGUGUCCAUCUAUCCCAACUGUGCAAUGGUGUCCUGGAUUGCUCCGAUGGGUACGACGAAGGAGCACACUGCCGUGAUUUGUUACCCAGUUGCCAGCAGUUGAAUUGUCAGUACAAGUGUGCAAUGGUCAGAAAUAGUACAAGAUGUUACUGUGAAGAUGGCUUUGAAAUAAAAGAAGAUGGGAGAAGCUGUGAAGAUCAAGAUGAAUGUGCUCUUUAUGGAACCUGUAGCCAGACCUGCGUGAAUACGCACGGCUCCUAUGCCUGCGGGUGUGUAGAGGGCUACAUAAUGCAACCAAACAACAGGUCUUGCAAGGCCAAAGCUGAACCUACAGACAGGCCACCUAUACUAUUAAUUGCAAAUUAUGACACAAUUGAGAUUUUCUAUCUUAAUGGAAGUAAAAUGGCAACUCUACACUCAGUCAACGGAAAUGAAAUUCAUACAUUGGAUUUUAUUUACAAGGAGGAGAUGAUCUGUUGGGUUGAAUCAAGAGAUACUUCAAAUCAACUCAAAUGUAUUCAAAUAACAAAAACAGGAAGAGUGACAGAUGAGUGGACAAUCAAUAUUCUUCAGUCCUUCCACAAUGUGGAACAGAUGGCCAUUGACUGGCUCACCAGAAAUCUUUAUUUUGCGGACCAUGUCAGUGACAGAAUCUUUGCUUGUAAUUUCAACGGAUCUGUGUGUGUCACCUUGAUUGACCUCGACCUUCAGAAUCCUAAGGCAAUAGCAGUAGAUCCAAUUGCAGGAAAACUUUUCUUUACCGACUACGGGAACGUUGCCAAAGUGGAAAGAUGCGACAUGGACGGCGCGAACAGAACGAGGAUCGUUGAUUCGAAGGCAGAGCAGCCGGCGGCACUGACGCUAGACCUCAUCAACAAGCUGGUUUACUGGGUAGAUCUGUACUUGGACUACAUCGGCGUGGUGGACUAUCAAGGAAAGAGGAGACAUACUAUCAUUCAAGGCAGAAAAGCCAGACAUCUUUACGGUAUAACUGUGUUUGAAGACUAUUUAUAUGCAAUCAAUUCUGAUAGCUUCAAUAUCGUAAGAAUAAACAGAUUUAAUGGCACAGAUAUUCAUUCAUUAAUUAAAAUGGAAAGACCUCGAGGAGCUCGAAUAUAUCAAAAAAGAACUCAGCCAGCAGUCAGAAGCCAUGCAUGUGAAGUGGAUCCAUAUGGAAUGCCAGGAGGCUGUUCACACAUCUGUCUGCUCAGUGGCAGUUACAAAACGCGGACUUGUCGCUGCAGGACUGGCUUCAACUUGGGGAGUGAUGGCAGGUCAUGCAAAAGACCAAAGAAUGAGUUGUUCCUCUUUUAUGGGAAAGGACGCCCAGGAAUCGUUAGAGGAAUGGACUUAAAUACCAAGAUAGCUGAUGAAUACAUGAUUCCCAUAGAAAAUCUGGUAAACCCUCGUGCUGUAGAUUUUCAUGCAGAAACCAAUUACAUCUACUUCGCCGACACCACCAGUUUCCUAAUUGGCCGGCAGAAGAUAGAUGGCACAGAGCGAGAAACCAUUCUGAAAGAUGAUUUAGAUAACGUAGAAGGUAUUGCAGUAGACUGGAUUGGAAAUAACCUUUACUGGACAAAUGACGGCCAUCGAAAAACCAUUAAUGUGGCCAGGUUGGAAAAAGCUUCUCAGAGUAGGAAGACUCUUUUAGAGGGAGAAAUGUCCCACCCUAGAGGGAUUGUGGUGGAUCCAGUUAAUGGUUGGAUGUACUGGACAGACUGGGAGGAAGAUGAAGUAGAUGCCAGUGUGGGAAGGAUCGAGAAGGCUUGGAUGGAUGGCUUCAAUCGGCAGAUUUUUGUGACUUCGAAGAUGCUUUGGCCGAACGGUUUAACUCUGGACUUCCACACCAGCACACUGUACUGGUGUGAUGCCUAUUAUGAUCACAUCGAGAAAGUGUUUUUGAAUGGCACGCACAGGAAGGUUGUUUAUAGUGGCAAAGAGUUGAACCAUCCUUUUGGCUUGUCACACCAUGGAAACUAUGUGUUCUGGACCGAUUAUAUGAAUGGUUCCAUUUUUCAACUGGAUCUGAUAAUGAAUGAGGUGACAUUACUGAGGCAUGAAAGACCACCCCUGUUCGGGCUUCAGAUUUAUGAUCCACGAAAACAACAAGGUGACAAUAUGUGCCGAGUAAACAAUGGGGGAUGCAGCACCCUUUGCCUGGCUAUUCCCGCAGGCCGAGUGUGUGCGUGUGCUGACAAUCAGCUUCUGGAUGAAAACGGGACAACUUGCACGUUUAACCCUGGGGAAGUGUUGCCUCACAUUUGUAAAGCUGGAGAAUUUCGCUGCAGGAACAGACACUGCAUCCAGUCCCGGUGGAAAUGUGACGGAGACGAUGACUGCCUCGAUGGAAGUGAUGAGGACCCGAUCAACUGCUUCAAUCAUAGCUGUCCUGAGGACCAGUUUAAAUGCCAGAAUAAUCGCUGUAUCCCCAAGCGAUGGCUUUGUGAUGGAGCUAAUGACUGCGGAAGCAAUGAAGAUGAAGCCAAUCAAACUUGCGCAGCCAGGACAUGCCAAGCAGACCACUUUUCUUGUGGAAAUGGGAGGUGCAUACCCAGAGCAUGGCUGUGUGACAGGGAAGAUGACUGUGCUGACCAGACGGAUGAAAUGACAACUUGCGAAUUCCCCACUUGUGAGCCGCUGACUCAAUUUAUAUGCAAAAAUGGAAGAUGCAUCAGCAGCAAAUGGCACUGCGAUUCUGAUGAUGACUGUGGGGACGGAAGUGAUGAGCUGGCCUGUGUUCACUCUUGCUUUGACGAUCAGUUCCGAUGUGCCAGCGGCAGAUGUAUCCCUGGCCAUUGGACCUGUGAUGGUGACAAUGACUGCGGAGACUUCAGCGACGAAACCCAAGCCAACUGCACCAAAGAAGAGAUCCGGUCUCCUGCUGGUUGUAAGGGGCACGAGUUUCAAUGCUACCCGGACGGAAACUGCAUUCCGGACCUGUGGCGCUGUGAUGGGGAAAAAGAUUGCGAAGACGGGAGUGACGAGAAGAGCUGCAAUGGCACCGUGAGACUAUGCGACUCCAACACCAAGUUUUCCUGUAGGAGUACAGGGAGAUGCAUCAACAAAGCAUGGGUAUGUGAUGGGGAUAUUGACUGUGAAGAUCAAUCAGAUGAAGAAGAUUGUGACAGUUUCUUGUGCGGACCACCCAAGUACCCUUGUGCUAAUGACACGUCAGUCUGCCUGCAGCCAGAGAAACUCUGCAAUGGGAAACGGGAUUGUCCCGAUGGGUCUGAUGAAGGCGAUCUCUGUGAUGAAUGUUCCCUGAACAACGGGGGCUGUAGCAACCAGUGUUCCGUUGUUCCUGGAAGAGGAAUUGUCUGUUCCUGCCCUAAAGGUCUCCAACUCAACCAAGACAACAAAACGUGUGAAAUUGUGGAUUAUUGUAGCACUCAUCUGAAGUGCAGUCAGGCAUGUGAGCAGCACAAGCACAUGGUCAAGUGCUCAUGCUAUGAAGGCUGGAGGCUGGAGGCGGACGGUGAAAGCUGCACCAGUGUUGAUCCUUUUGAAGCAUUCAUCAUCUUUUCUAUUCGCCAUGAGAUCCGAAGGAUUGAUCUUCAUAAAAGAGACUAUAGCCUGUUAGUUCCUGGACUGAGAAAUACCAUCGCACUGGAUUUUCACUUCAAUCAAAGUUUACUUUAUUGGACAGACGUUGUAGAAGACAGAAUAUAUAGGGGCAAGCUUUCUGAAAGCGGAGGUGUCAGUGCCAUAGAGGUUGUGGUGCAGCACGGGCUGGCUACUCCAGAAGGCCUGACAGUUGACUGGAUAGCUGGCAACAUAUACUGGAUCGACAGCAAUCUGGACCAAAUCGAAGUGGCCAAACUGGAUGGUUCCCUAAGAACUACGCUGAUAGCAGGAGCCAUGGAACACCCCAGGGCCAUUGCACUGGACCCAAGAUUUGGGAUUCUUUUCUGGACAGACUGGGAUGCCAAUUUUCCUCGCAUAGAAUCAGCUUCUAUGAGUGGUGCUGGGAGAAAAACCAUCUACAAAGACAUGAAAACCGGGGCUUGGCCGAAUGGACUAACUGUGGACCACUUCGAAAAAAGGAUAGUUUGGACAGAUGCCAGGUCAGAUGCUAUUUACUCGGCCCUCUAUGAUGGAACAAACAUGAUAGAGAUCAUUCGAGGUCACGAGUACCUUUCCCACCCCUUUGCUGUGUCUCUGUAUGGGAGCGAGGUUUACUGGACAGACUGGAGGACCAACACACUGUCGAAGGCCAACAAGUGGACAGGGCAGAAUGUCAGUGUGAUCCAGAAAACCAGCGCGCAGCCAUUUGACCUUCAGAUUUACCACCCUAGUCGCCAACCACAGGCUCCCAAUCCUUGCGCAGCCAAUGACGGGAGAGGCCCCUGCUCUCACCUGUGCCUGAUUAACCACAACAGGACUGCCGCCUGUGCUUGUCCGCACCUGAUGAAGCUUGCCUCAGACAAGAAGACCUGCUACGAAAUGAAAAAAUUUCUUCUUUAUGCAAGGCGCUCUGAAAUCAGAGGUGUGGAUAUUGACAAUCCAUAUUUUAACUUUAUCACUGCCUUCACGGUCCCUGAUAUUGAUGAUGUUACCGUGAUAGACUUUGAUGCCUCUGAGGAACGUUUAUACUGGACAGAUAUUAAAACACAAACAAUUAAAAGGGCUUUUAUUAAUGGAACUGGGUUAGAAACCGUUAUUUCAAGAGAUAUUCAGAGUAUCAGAGGGCUAGCAGUGGACUGGGUCUCCCGUAAUUUAUACUGGAUUAGUUCUGAAUUUGAUGAAACCCAAAUUAAUGUGGCAAGGUUAGACGGCUCUUUGAAAACCUCAAUUAUCCAUGGAAUCGAUAAGCCGCAGUGUCUUGCAGCUCACCCAGUCAGGGGGAAACUCUACUGGACAGAUGGAAAUACAAUUAACAUGGCAAACAUGGAUGGGAGUAAUAGCAAGAUUCUUUUCCAGAAUCAAAAGGAGCCAGUUGGUCUAUCAAUAGACUAUGUGGAAAACAAGCUUUAUUGGAUCAGUUCAGGAAAUGGAACCAUAAAUAGAUGCAACUUGGAUGGUGGUAAUUUGGAAGUAAUAGAGUCAAUGAAAGAAGAAUUAACAAAAGCUACAGCCUUAACUAUCAUGGAUAAGAAGCUCUGGUGGGCAGACCAGAACUUAGCUCAGCUGGGAACCUGCAGCAAAAGAGAUGGGAGAAACCCUACCAUUCUGCGAAAUAAGACUGCUGGGGUUGUUCAUAUGAAAGUGUAUGAUAAACAAGCCCAGCAAGGCAGCAAUUCUUGCCACCUAAACAAUGGUGGGUGUUCUCAGCUUUGUUUGCCAACCUCUGAAAAUACGCGAACAUGCAUGUGUACCGUGGGGUACUAUCUCCAGAAGAACCGCAUGUCCUGCCAAGGUAUAGAAUCAUUUCUUAUGUACUCCGUUCAUGAAGGAAUCAGGGGAGUACCUCUUGAACCAAGUGACAAAAUGGAUGCUUUGAUGCCUAUAUCAGGAACCUCAUUUGCUGUGGGAAUAGAUUUCCAUGCAGAAAAUGAUACCAUCUAUUGGACUGACAUGGGCUUCAAUAAAAUCAGUAGAGCUAAAAGAGAUCAAACUUGGAAAGAAGAUAUCAUUACCAAUGGCUUGGGCAGAGUGGAAGGGAUAGCUGUUGACUGGAUUGCUGGUAACAUAUAUUGGACAGAUCAUGGUUUCAACUUAAUUGAAGUUGCAAGACUGAACGGCUCUUUCCGUUAUGUUGUUAUUUCCCAAGGCCUGGACCAGCCAAGAUCUAUAGCUGUGCACCCAGAGAAAGGUUUCCUGUUCUGGACCGAAUGGGGGCAGAUGCCCUGCAUAGGGAAAGCUCGCCUAGACGGCUCAGAGAAGCUUGUCCUUGUGAGCACCGGGAUAGCGUGGCCCAACGGAAUCUCCAUCGACUAUGAGGAAAAUAAAUUGUACUGGUGUGAUGCGCGCACAGACAAGAUAGAAAGAAUUGACCUCGAGACAGGAAGCAAUCGCGAGAUGGUGCUGUCAGGGAGCAAUGUGGAUAUGUUUUCAGUUGCCGUCUUUGGGGCUUACAUCUACUGGUCUGACAGGGCACACGCCAACGGGUCCAUCAGGAGGGGCCACAAGCAGGAUGCCACCGAAACGGUGACCAUGAGAACAGGACUUGGAGUCAACCUGAAGGAGAUUAAAAUCUUUAACCGAGUAAGAGAGAAAGGAACCAAUGUUUGUGCUAAGGAUAAUGGUGGCUGUAUACAACUCUGUCUUUAUCGAGGAAAUUCUCGAAGAACUUGUGCUUGUGCCCAUGGAUAUUUGGCAGAAGACGGAGUUACUUGCCUAAGGCAUGAAGGCUAUUUGCUGUAUUCAGGGAGAACAAUAUUAAAAAGUAUACAUCUUUCUGAUGAAACCAAUUUAAAUUCCCCAAUAAGGCCAUAUUGGAAUCCACAUUAUUUUAAGAAUGUCAUAGCCUUGGCUUUUGACUAUAACCAAGGAAGAAAAGGCACCAACAGAAUCUUUUACAGUGAUGCACACUUUGGAAAUAUACAGCUUAUUAAAGAUAACUGGGAAGACAGACAAGUGAUUGUUGAAAAUGUGGGCUCUGUGGAAGGACUGGCCUAUCACCGAGCCUGGGAUACCCUGUACUGGACCAGCUCCACGACCUCGUCCAUAACCAGACACACGGUGGACCAGACCCGGCCUGGAGCAUUUGAUAUGGAAGCAGUCAUCACUAUGUCAGAGGACGACCACCCCCAUGUGCUAGCUUUGGAUGAAUGCCAAAAUUUGAUGUUUUGGACCAACUGGAAUGAACAGCACCCAAGCAUUAUGAGAUCUACCUUGACUGGGCAAAAUGCUCAAGUGGUGUUAAGCACAGACAUCCUUACUCCAAAUGGACUCACCAUUGACCACCGUGCAGAGAAGCUGUAUUUCUCAGAUGGCAGCUUAGGAAAAAUUGAAAGGUGUGAAUAUGAUGGCUCCCAGAGAUAUGUGAUUGUUAAAUCUGGGCCAGGAACUUUCCUUAGUUUGGCAGUUUAUGACAAUUAUAUCUUCUGGUCAGACUGGGGAAGAAGAGCUAUCCUGCGUUCCAACAAAUAUACAGGCGGGGAUACAAAAAUUCUUCGUUCUGAUAUUCCACACCAGCCAAUCGGGAUCAUAGCUGUGGCCAAUGACACCAAUACCUGCGAACUUUCUCCAUGUGCACUACUGAAUGGAGGCUGUCACGACCUCUGCCUUUUAACUCCAGAGGGGAGAGUCAAUUGUUCCUGCAGGGGAGACCGGAUACUGUUGGAGGGCCACAGAUGUGCGACUAAAAAUUCCUCUUGCAACAUUUAUUCAGAGUUUGAGUGUGGGAACGGUGAGUGUAUUGACUAUCAGUUCACCUGUGAUGGCAGCCCUCACUGUAAGGAUAAAUCAGACGAAAAACUGCUCUACUGUGAAAACAGAAGCUGUCGAAGAGGUUUUAAGCCUUGCCAUAAUCGCCGCUGCAUUCCUCAUGCCAAGUUAUGUGACGGGGAAGAUGACUGCGGUGACAACUCUGAUGAAUUAGACUGUAAAGUUUCAGCCUGUGCCACUGUGGAGUUCCGCUGUGCAGAUGGGACUUGCAUUCCAAGAUCAGCACGAUGCAACCAGAACAUAGAUUGUGCAGAUGCUUCAGAUGAAAAGAACUGCAAUAAUACAGAUUGCACACAUUUCUAUAAACUUGGAGUGAAAACUGCAGGAUUCAUAAAAUGCAAUUCUACCUCACUGUGUGUUCUGCCAACCUGGAUAUGCGAUGGCUCUAAUGACUGUGGAGAUUAUUCAGAUGAAUUAAAGUGCCCAGUUCAAAACAAACACAAAUGUGAAGAAAAUUAUUUUGGUUGUCCUAGUGGAAGAUGCAUUUUGAAUACAUGGAUAUGUGAUGGGCAGAAAGACUGUGAGGAUGGACUUGAUGAGCUCCACUGUGAUUCUUCUUGCUCUUGGAGCCAGUUUGCCUGCUCUGCUCAGAAGUGCAUUUCUAAGCACUGGAUUUGUGAUGGGGAGGAUGACUGUGGGAACGGGCUGGACGAGAGCGACAGCAUUUGUGGUGACAUCACGUGCGCUGCUGACAUGUUCAGCUGCCAGGGCUCCCACGCUUGCGUGCCCCGACACUGGCUCUGCGACGGUGAGCGUGACUGUCCAGAUGGAAGUGACGAGCUGUCCACAGCAGGCUGUGCUCCCAAUAAUACAUGUGAUGAAAAUGCUUUCAUGUGCCACAAUAAAGUCUGCAUUCCCAAGCAGUUUGUUUGCGACCAUGACGAUGACUGUGGAGAUGGCUCUGAUGAGUCCCUGAAGUGUGGAUACAGAGAGUGCAGUGCAGAAGAAUUCCGUUGUGCUGAUGGGCGAUGUCUUUUAAACACUCAGUGGCAAUGUGAUGGAGACCUUGACUGUCCUGACCAUUCUGAUGAAGCACCUUUAAACCCAAAGUGUAAAAAUGCAGAACAGUCAUGCAACAGUUCAUUUUUUAUGUGCAAAAAUGGCAGGUGCAUUCCCAAGGGCGGUCUCUGUGACAAUAAGGAUGACUGCGGCGAUGGCUCAGAUGAGAGAAACUGCCAUAUAAAUGAGUGUCUGAGUAAGAAAAUCAGUGGAUGUUCUCAAGAUUGUCAAGAUCUUCCAGUCAGUUACAAAUGCAAAUGCUGGCCUGGAUUCCAACUGAAGGAUGAUGGUAAAACAUGUGUGGACAUUGAUGAAUGCUCUUCAGGCUUUCCCUGUAGCCAGCAAUGCAUCAAUACCUAUGGGACCUACAAGUGCCUUUGUACAGAUGGGUAUAAAGUACAACCCAAUAACCCAAAUGGCUGCAAGUCACUUUCAGAUGAAGAACCUUUCCUCAUUCUUGCUGAUCAUCAUGAGAUAAGAAAAAUUAGCACUGAUGGCUCCAACUACACACUUUUAAAGCAGGGCUUAAAUAACGUUAUUGCUAUAGACUUUGAUUACAGAGAAGAAUUCAUCUAUUGGAUUGAUUCUAGUCGACCCAACGGAAGUCGCAUAAAUAGAAUGUGUUUAAAUGGAAGUGACAUUAAGGUAGUGCAUAACACAGCUGUCCCCAAUGCACUUGCUGUUGACUGGAUUGGAAAAAAUCUCUAUUGGUCUGACAUGGAAAAAAGGAUAAUUGAAGUAUCAAAAGUCAAUGGCUUGUACCCUACUAUACUCGUUAGCAAAAGACUGAAGUUUCCCAGGGACCUGUCUUUAGAUCCUCGAGCUGGGUAUUUGUAUUGGAUUGACUGUUGUGAGUAUCCUCACAUUGGCCGUGUUGGCAUGGAUGGAACCAACCAGAGUGUUGUCAUAGAAACCAAAAUUUCCAGGCCUAUGGCACUAACAAUAGAUUACGUCAACCAUAGACUCUAUUGGGCUGAUGAAAAUCACAUUGAAUUUAGCAACAUGGAUGGAUCUCAUAGGUACAAAGUCCCUAAUCAAGAUAUCCCAGGGGUGAUUGCACUAACAUUGUUUGAAGACUACAUCUACUGGACUGAUGGGAAAACCAAGUCACUCAGCCGUGUCCAUAAAACCUCGGGAGCAGACAGACUCUCACUGGUUAGCUCAUGGCAUAUCAUCACAGAUGUCCAAGUGUAUCAUUCUUACAGACAGCCUGAUGUCUCCAAACAUCUCUGCAUGGUAAAUAAUGGUGGUUGCAGUCACCUGUGCCUGUUAGCUCCUGGGAAGACCCACACCUGUGCAUGUCCCACCAACUUCUACCUUGCAGCUGAUAACAGGACUUGUCUAUCCAACUGCACAGCCAGUCAAUUUCGUUGCAAAACUGACAAAUGCAUCCCGUUCUGGUGGAAAUGUGACACCGUGGAUGACUGUGGCGACGGAUCUGAUGAACCGGAGGACUGUCCUGAGUUUAAAUGUCAGCCCGGCCGAUUUCAGUGUGGCACUGGACUCUGUGCUUUGCCUGCAUUCAUCUGUGAUGGAGAGAAUGAUUGUGGGGACAACUCAGAUGAACUCAACUGUGACACACAUGUUUGCCUGUCGGGUCAGUUCAAGUGUACCAAGAACCAGAAAUGCAUCCCAGUAAACCUCAGAUGCAACGGGCAGGACGACUGUGGGGACGAAGAAGAUGAAAGAGACUGCCCUGAAAACAGCUGUUCUCCUGACUAUUUCCGAUGUAAAACCACCAAACACUGCAUUUCCAAGCUGUGGGUUUGUGACGAGGAUCCAGACUGUGCAGAUGCAUCGGAUGAAGCCAACUGCGAUAAAAAGACAUGUGGACCGCAUGAAUUCCAGUGUAAAAACAGCAACUGUAUUCCAGAUCACUGGCGAUGUGAUAGCCAGAAUGACUGCAGCGAUAAUUCUGACGAAGAAAAUUGUAAGCCACAGACUUGUACAUUGAAAGAUUUUCUAUGUGCCAGUGGCGACUGUGUUUCUUCAAGGUUUUGGUGUGAUGGAGAUUUUGACUGCGCAGAUGGCUCUGAUGAGAGAAACUGUGAAAUAAGCUGUUCCAAAGAUCAGUUUCAGUGUUCCAACGGUCAGUGUAUACCAGCAAAAUGGAAAUGUGAUGGCCAUGAAGACUGUAAAUACGGUGAAGAUGAGAAAAGUUGUGAGCCAGCUUCUCCUAGUUGCUCAUCAAGAGAAUAUAUAUGUACCAGCGGAGGAUGUAUUUCAGCAUCUUUGAAAUGUAAUGGAGAAUAUGACUGUGCUGAUGGUUCAGAUGAGAUGGGCUGUGUGACUGAAUGUAGGGCAGAUCAGUUUCGAUGCAAAAACCGAGCCCACUGUAUUCCAGUGAGAUGGCUGUGUGAUGGAAUUCAUGACUGUGUGGACGGAAGUGAUGAAGAGGUCUGUGACACAGGAGGAAAUAUAUGUAGACCUGAUGAGUUCCUAUGCAAUAAUUCCCUGUGCAAACUAUACUUCUGGGUCUGUGAUGGACAGGAUGACUGUGGAGACAACUCAGAUGAAGCCCCAGAUAUGUGUGUUAAGUUUCUUUGCCCACCCACAAGACCACACAGAUGCAGAAAUAAUAGAAUAUGCCUACAGUCCGAGAAAACGUGCAAUGGCAUUGAUGAUUGUGGGGACAACUCAGAUGAAGAUCAUUGUGGUAAGGUUACAUACAAAGCAAAGCCUUGUAAGAAAGAUGAGUUUGCUUGCAGUAAUAAAAAAUGUAUCCCCAUGGAUCUCCAGUGUGAUCGUCUCGAUGACUGUGGAGAUGGUUCCGAUGAGCAAGGCUGCAGAACAACUCCUACUGAAUAUACCUGUGAAGAUAAUGCGAAUCCAUGUGGAGAGGAUGCAUAUUGUAAUCAAAUAAAAACAUCUGUUUUCUGUCGCUGUAAGCCUGGAUUUCAGAGAAACAUGAAAAACAGACGGUGUGAAGACCUCAACGAGUGCUUGGUGUUUGGCACGUGUUCCCAGCAAUGCGUGAACAUAGAGGGAUCAUAUAAAUGUGUAUGUGACCAGAAUUUUCAAGCUCGGAAUAACACCUGCAUAGCAAAAGGCUCUGAAGAUCAAGUUCUCUACAUUGCUAAUGACACUGAUAUCCUGGGUUUUAUAUAUCCAUUCAACUACAGUGGCGAUCAUCAACAAAUUUCUCAUAUUGAACAUAAUUCAAGGAUAACAGGGAUGGAUGUAUAUUAUCAAAGAGAUAUGAUUAUUUGGAGUACUCAGUUUAAUCCAGGAGGCAUUUUCUACAAAAUGAUCCAUGAUAGAGAAAAAAGGGAAACGAAGAGUGGCUUGAUUUGUCCUGAAUUUAAAAGGCCCAGGGACAUCGCAGUAGACUGGGUUGCUGGAAAUAUUUAUUGGACUGAUCAUUCCAGAAUGCACUGGUUCAGUUACUACACCACACCCUGGGCAAACCUGAGGUACUCCGUCAAUGUGGGGCAGCUGAACGGCUCUAACUGUACCCGUCUUCUAACAAACAUGGCUGGAGAGCCCUAUGCUAUUGCAGUUCACCCGAAAAGAGGGAUGAUGUACUGGACUGUCAUUGGGGAUCACUCCCACAUAGAGGAAGCUGCCAUGGAUGGUACUCUGCGAAGGAUUUUAGUACAAAAGAACUUACAAAGACCCACAGGUCUGGCUGUGGAUCACCUUACUGAGCGCAUAUACUGGGCUGACGUCGAGCUGUCCGUUAUUGGAAGUGUUCUUUAUGACGGUUCUGAUUCAGUAGUCUCUGUCAGCAGCAAACAAGGUUUGUUACACCCACAUAGGAUUGAUAUCUUUGAAGAUUAUAUAUAUGGAGCAGGACCAAAAAAUGGUGUAUUUCGAGUACAAAAAUUUGGCCAUGGUUCAGUAGAGUACCUAGCUUUACAUGUUGAUAAGACAAAAGGCGUUUUAAUAUCUCAUCGCUAUAAACAACUAGAGUUACCUAACCCUUGCUUGGAUUUAGCCUGUGAAUUUCUCUGCUUGCUUAAUCCUCUUGGGGCCACUUGUGUGUGCCCAGAAGGAAAAUAUUUGACUAAUGGAAGCUGUAGUGAUGAAAACCUCUCAGAUAAUUCUUGCGAGAUGACUUGUGAAAAUGGAGGGCGAUGCAUUUUAAACGAGAAGGGUGACGUGAGGUGUCACUGUUGGCCGAGUUAUUCAGGAGAACGCUGUGAGAUCAACCACUGCAGCAACUACUGUCAAAACGGAGGGACUUGCACACCAUCAGCUCUAGGCAGACCCACCUGCACCUGUGCACUGGGGUUUACUGGACCAAACUGUGGAAAGACAGUCUGUGAGGAUGUUUGUCAAAAUGGAGGGACCUGCAUCGUGACUGCCGGGAACCAGCCUUUUUGCCACUGCCAGGCUGAAUACACGGGAGACAGAUGUCAGUACUAUGUAUGCCAUCACUAUUGUGUGAAUUCCGAGUCCUGCACCAUUGGCGAGGAUGGAAGUGUGGAAUGUGUCUGUCCAACACGCUAUGAAGGACCAAAGUGUGAAGUGGACAAGUGUGUAAGGUGCCAUGGGGGUCACUGCAUUAUAAAUAAAGACAAUGAAGACAUAGUGUGCAACUGUACUAAUGGGAAGAUUGCUUCUAGUUGUCAGUUAUGUGAUGGCUACUGUUACAAUGGUGGCACAUGCCAGCUGGACCCUGAGACAAAUGUACCUGUGUGUCUAUGCUCUACCAACUGGUCGGGCACACAGUGUGAGAGGCCAGCCCCAAAGAGCAGCAAGUCUGACAAUAUCAGCACAAGAAGCAUUGCCAUCAUUGUGCCUCUUGUCCUCUUGGUGACUUUGGUAACAACCUUAGUAAUUGGUUUAGUGCUGUGCAAGCGAAAAAGAAGGACAAAAACAAUUAGAAGACAGCCUAUUAUCAACGGAGGAAUAAAUGUAGAAAUUGGCAACCCAUCUUAUAACAUGUAUGAGGUAGAUCAUGAUCACAGCGGUGGAACUCUUUUGGAUCCUGGCUUUAUGGUAGAUCCUACAAAGGCCAGGUACAUAGGGGGCGGACCCAGUGCCUUCAAGCUUUCCCACGCGGCGCCGCCCAUCUACCUAAACUCUGACUUGAAAGGACCGCUGACUGCCGGGCCAACAAAUUACUCCAACCCAGUGUAUGCAAAGUUAUAUAUGGACGGGCAAAACUGUCGAAAUUCCUUAGGAAGUGUUGAUGAACGCAAAGAACUGCUUCCAAAGAAGAUAGAAAUUGGUAUAAGAGAGACAGUGGCAUAAUCAGUGAUAUCUUUUAUAUGCUGUAUAAAUGUAUAAAAAUAUAAGGAUUACUUUUGUAUGUUCCAACAGUAUUAUACUUGUUUUGGCAUCAGCGUUACCUGUUUGUUUAUCUUUUUCCUGGUUAAUUGUUUUCUGAGUAUUUUGAUUUUAUUUUUUGCUGAUGACUAUUGAUUGACCAUUUGUAUGGUAUUUUUAUGAAAAAGAACUGCACUACAGUACAAUUUCCAAUUUGCUGCUGAUAUGAUAACCUUUGAAUUUGUUAAAAUUAAAAACAACAUAUUCCUUUGUAGUGUGAAUAUGAGCAAUCUAUUUUGUAUGAACUUUUUUGGUUCUACUUAAUCAACAAAAUAAUCUCUGCACUUUUUAAUUAUAUGGUCUAAACGCUGCGAUAUGAUGUAAUUCUGUUUUUCUGUUUGAAUCGAUGGCUAACGACUGAAAGGACAACUCUCUUCUUUGUUACCUCGGACACUGAUGCAGACUUUCCUGGAAACAUGUAACCCUCACAAAUCCACCAUCCCCUGCUUUGAAAUUAGCCUUAGGUUGCCAAGCGAUAGAUAAGAAUUUUGAGGAAAAAAGUUAAAAAUAUAUAAAAUUAGAAAUUUGCAUGAACACAGAUGACUACAUUUUCCAAAACUUACUGGACUCUGUGAUAUACUAAAUGUACACAUCCUGUAAGAAAUAGUUAUAUUUUGGUGGUAGAACAUAGCAAAAACAUAACCAGAAGUGAACAGAGAACUCUUGCUAUGGCAUAAGAACUUUUGUUUCCGCGAGUGUCGAGGUAGACAGCUAGCCUACAGUACACCAGUGUUCUCAUGUCUUAGGUAAUUCUUGCCGAAACCAUGCAUCUUGUGGAAGACUAACCCAACCCUUUACCACACUGAACAUUAAGGGAUAACAUAUAAGCACACAAAUUGAGGACAGAAUUUUAAUUAUGUGAAUGCAUUCUCUGUGCUCAGUCCAAAAGAAGAGGCAAAACAUCCAUUUUGGUACAGAGUGAUUGGUGGUUAUUUUCAAACACAAAAUGACUAAUUCAUCAUUUGCCCUACUCGAAAUACAUUCUUCAGUAAUCUUCCAAGUUGUAGAAGAACAAAUAUCUGCCCAUAAUCAAAGGUGGAGAGUAUAAAUGCUGUACCACUUGCUCUGGUACUCGGGUUUCCUUUUGGUUAUACAAAACAACUGGAUCCCAUUUGGUUUUUUGUUUGUUUGUUUUGAUUUUCAAAUUUUGAUUGAAAGUAUGGUUUAUUUAAAUUGUAUAAAAAGGAGAGCAAUUUUUAUACAAAUAUCUUUAAAGGCACAAAAGAUUUAUUCACAAGUUGUAGAGGGCUUUUUGUUCCUCUGAUAGACAUGACUGACUUUUAACUGUCAUAAUGUAUUAACCUAACAGAUGAAAUAUGUUUGUGGUUGCUCUUUAUCCCUUUGUACAAGCAUUAAAAAAACUGCUGUUUUAUAAGAAGACUUUUUGUUGUACUAUGUGCAUGCAUACUACCUAUUUCUAAACUUUGCCAUAUGGAGGCCUUUAUAAACUAUUGAUUUAUGUAAUACUAGUGCAAUUUUGCUUGAAAAAUGUUAUGCAUAUCAUAAACUUUUUCAGGUUCUUGUUUAAGUACA